CACAGUUCCGCGCCGCGCGGUGACGUCACAGCUCCGCGCCGCACGCUGCUGCCAUGGCGGCGGCCGAGGAGGAGGAGGCCGCGGUUCCGCCGCAGAAGCGCUUCUACCGACAGCGCGCGCACUCCAACCCGCUGGCCGACCACACCCUGCGGUACCCCUCCCGCCCUCAGGACAUGGACUGGGCCUCGCUGUUCCCGACCUUUUUUCCGCCCGACGCCCCCCCCGGGACCCCCCCGGCCCGCGUGGAGUUCGCAGACGUGGGGUGCGGCUACGGGGGGCUGCUGGUGGCGCUGGCGGAGCGGUUCCCGCAGACGCUGUCGCUGGGGCUGGAGCUGCGGGGGAAGGUGGCCGCGUUCACCCGCGCGCGGAUCCGGGCGCUGCGGGCGGCGCAGCCCGGCCGCUUCGGCAACGUGGCCUGCGUGAGGGCAGUGGCCUGCGUGAGGGGCAACGCCAUGAAACACCUGCCCCACUUCUUCCGCAGGGCACAGCUCUCCAAGCUGUUUUUCCUGUUUCCUGACCCCCAUUUCAAGCGCACGAAGCACAAGUGGAGAAUCAUCAGCCCCGCCAUGCUGGCGGAGUACGGCUACGUGCUGCGCCCCGGGGGCCUGGUGUACACGGUGACAGAUGUGCCUGAGCUGCACCAGUGGAUGCUGCAGCAUUUUGGGGAGCACCCCCUGUUUGAGCCCCUGCCCCCUGCCCAGCUGGCCGCGGACCCGCUGGUGCCGCUGCUGCCGUCGGUGACCGAGGAGGGACAAAGGGCCCGGCGCGCCGGGCGCCCGCCCUGCUCCGCCGUGUUCUGCCGCCGCCCCGACCCCCCCCCGGCGGGGCCCUGACCUGCGGGGAGGGCCGGACCCCUCCCGUCACAGCCCCCUUUUGUAAUAAAGCCACAAAGCGUC
Messenger RNA from Corvus hawaiiensis (hawaiian crow), 896 nucleotides. It is a transcript of the gene METTL1, whose product is annotated as methyltransferase 1, tRNA methylguanosine. The record is from RefSeq and is a predicted model, not a curated record. Gene Ontology annotation, cellular component: tRNA methyltransferase complex. NCBI's taxonomy places the organism in Eukaryota, Metazoa, Chordata, Aves, Passeriformes, Corvidae. Gene Ontology annotation, molecular function: tRNA (guanine(46)-N7)-methyltransferase activity. Gene Ontology annotation, biological process: tRNA methylation; RNA (guanine-N7)-methylation.